AAACGACGUCAUUCAUACAGUCCACAUGGUCAUGACGAAAACAGUUUAAAGGCUGGAUUGCGAGCAUCAGCUAUUUUACUACCAUUACUUGGCGUUACGCUUGUGUUUGCGAUUCUUAUGGUCAACAAAGACUUGGAAAUGUUUCACUAUUCGUUUGCUGCCCUCACUUGCUUUCAGGGAUUGUUCAUCUUUUUGUUUUAUUGUCUGUUUGAUAAGAAGGUCCGCAAGGAGUUCAAGAACGCGUACGUUCGCUGGAAGACUGGAGACAAGACCUAUGGAAUUCCUAAACCUGUGCAACAUUUUAAACGUUCCUACCAUCCUGGUGAAAUGACAGCGGUACGAUCUCCUUACCAUUACGAUGAAGACGAUGGCGGUAAUACCAGUACUUCAGAACCAUCCAGUAGUAUGCCUAGUAGUACUGCUGGUACUAGCAGACCUACCAGUACAGCCUACAGUACUGGCAUGUCAAUACCAGAUAGUAAGCACAGUACGACUAAUCCCGAAUCCUCCUCGGACGACGAAAACCGAAACCCGUCACCAGUCAUUUUGUCAGAUACGUCCGAGUCGUCUGGUGAUGAGCAAAUUCCAAAUGGCGAGGAAAAAACUCCAGAAAAAUCCCGAAAAAAUCACAAAGCUGCUCCUUUCUAUGCAUCAGAUGGACCAAUGCACAGCACGCCCAUUGAUACAACCCCAGAAGAAGAACCCGAUAUGAAGAAGAAAGCCUUUGACGACAGCGAUUCGUCUGACACAGAAGAAGAAGAUAAAGCUCUAGAACGUCCUCUUAAAGAACACCCUAAGUUUACCAGCACACCGGAGAUAAUUCCCGAU
This is a messenger RNA of Exaiptasia diaphana, 828 nucleotides long. Its product is annotated as cadherin EGF LAG seven-pass G-type receptor 2. The record is from RefSeq and is a predicted model, not a curated record. Gene Ontology annotation, cellular component: membrane. Gene Ontology annotation, biological process: cell surface receptor signaling pathway; adenylate cyclase-activating G protein-coupled receptor signaling pathway. Gene Ontology annotation, molecular function: G protein-coupled receptor activity. Lineage: Eukaryota; Metazoa; Cnidaria; Anthozoa; Actiniaria; Aiptasiidae.